This is a messenger RNA of Symbiodinium pilosum, 1188 nucleotides long. The record is from the annotation of a GenBank genome assembly. Lineage: Eukaryota; Dinophyceae; Suessiales; Symbiodiniaceae.
AUGGAUUCAGCAAAUGUUUACGCGGUCCUCACCAUCAUGGCUACCUUUAUGCUCAUUCCCAUCUCCCUUGCCGUCGAGGGACCAAGCGCAAUGGUCAAGGGCUUCAAGAUUGCUUUCUCUACAGGGCGCAUGGGCUUCAUGUGGCAGAUGAUUCUGAGUGGCUUCUUCUAUUACAUGUACAACGAGGUAGCGUUCCUUGCAUUGGGCAAGCUGGACCCAGUGUCCCAUGCGGUGUGCAACACCAUGAAGCGUGUGGUGAUCAUCAUCACCGCCAUCGUUGUUUUCCGUACCCCGGUGACGGGCCUGGGUGUGCUGGGCAGCUCCGUUGCCAUUCUAGGCACCCUGAUGUACUCCCUGAGCAAGACCAAGUAUGCAAAGCCGCCUGGUGAUUUCGCUUCGUUGUCUCCGCGGCUCGUGGAAGAUUUUCUGAGAAAUCUAGUCCCCACACCCAGGAACCGGAUUACCGGCUACCGGAGCCGAAGCGUGCACAGAAGCAUUGACCUGACCACUUCCGGCUUUACGUUCAGAACUUCCAUGUUGCACGUUGGAGAGGACCUUGAAGAGCGCUGGCAUUCAAAGAGCAAGGGCCAAACAAAGCCUCUACUGCUCACAGAGAAGACCUUGCAUUGCUGGGGCAUGGUUCUCACCCACACGCGCUUACCAUGGACGCGACGGAGCAACUUCUACGAGCGUGGUCUGUCAAUGUGGAGGAAACGGAUCCCCGACUUCCGUGGCAUCGGGUACAAGGUGGUGGCAAAGGUGGGCAACCGUCUCCUGAGCAUUUGGGCCGGAGACCGGACAGAGUACACGCUGGGGGUGACCAUCAGGGAUGAGGCUGGGCCGAACCACUCGGGCGGCCUGUACGUUUGCCGCACUCAGGGUGCCGCUCUCCGGCACAGGGUCCCGGCGCGCCGUGGAGGCUUGUUCUUUGCUCCGCGACUGCUCCUGCGCUGCCGCUGCGAGGGGCCUUUCGUGGAAUAUCCAGGCGGCAAAAUUGCCUGCUCGGCCUUGACGCCCAUGGACCUGCAGCCUGUACCCUUAGGCUACCUGCACACCUCGCCGCAGCGCGCUGGUGCAGUGCCUUCUCCAGUGGCCGCAACCUUCGGUCCAAGCGAAGGUCUCCGCGUGGAGACAUCGGCGCUGGAGGCUGAGGUGGCUGAGCUUGAGCGCCGGCUGGGCUACCGAUGA